This is a messenger RNA of Jaculus jaculus (lesser Egyptian jerboa), 2684 nucleotides long. It is a transcript of the gene Rnf19b, whose product is annotated as ring finger protein 19B. Bases 85 to 2316 code for a protein of 743 amino acids. The transcript is spliced from 9 exons. Gene Ontology annotation, molecular function: ubiquitin protein ligase activity; ubiquitin conjugating enzyme binding; zinc ion binding. Gene Ontology annotation, biological process: protein polyubiquitination; ubiquitin-dependent protein catabolic process; positive regulation of proteasomal ubiquitin-dependent protein catabolic process. Lineage: Eukaryota; Metazoa; Chordata; Mammalia; Rodentia; Dipodidae. Gene Ontology annotation, cellular component: cytoplasm; ubiquitin ligase complex. The record is from RefSeq and is a predicted model, not a curated record.
CUGAAGGGCGGGGGUUGGGGGGCGCUGAGGCGGGAGCUGUGGCGGCGCUGGGCGCCCCAAGCUCCUGAACCUCAGCGGAGGGCCAUGGGCUCCGAAAAGGACUCCGAGUCGCCGCGCUCCACAUCCCUACACGCGGCCGCGCCCGACCCCAAGUGCCGCAGCAGCAGCAGCGGCAGCGGCCGGCGCCGGCGCCUCACCUUCCACAGCGUCUUCUCCGCCUCGGCCCGGGCUCGCCGCGCUCGUACCAAACCUCAGGCCGAGCCUCCGCCCCCGGCCGUUCCACCCCCGCCGACCCCGGCUCCGACCGCGGCCCAGGCCCCUCCGCCCGACCUUCUGCCAUCCGAACCAGCUGCCCAAGAGGCCGAGGUGGAGGCCGUGGCGGCGGCCGCGGGGCUCGGGUUGGAAGAUGAGGAGGCGGCGGAGGGCGACGGCCCCGGAGCCGAGGAGGUGGAAUGCCCGCUGUGCCUGGUACGGCUGCCGCCCGACAGGGCCCCGCGUCUCCUCAGCUGCCCGCAUCGCUCGUGCCGGGACUGCCUCCGCCACUACCUGCGCCUGGAGAUCAGCGAGAGCCGGGUACCCAUCAGCUGCCCCGAGUGCAGCGAGCGACUCAACCCGCACGACAUCCGCCUGCUGCUCGCCGACCCGCCGCUCAUGCACAAGUACGAGGAGUUCAUGCUGCGCCGAUACCUGGCCUCCGACCCGGACUGCCGCUGGUGUCCAGCCCCGGACUGCGGUUAUGCUGUUAUUGCUUAUGGUUGUGCCAGCUGUCCAAAGCUAACCUGUGAGAGGGAAGGCUGCCAGACUGAGUUUUGCUACCACUGCAAACAGAUAUGGCACCCAAAUCAGACCUGCGAUAUGGCUCGUCAGCAGAGGGCACAAACUUUACGAGUUCGGACCAAGCACACUUCAGGUCUCAGUUAUGGACAAGAAUCUGGACCAGCAGAUGACAUCAAGCCAUGCCCACGAUGCAGUGCUUACAUUAUCAAAAUGAAUGAUGGAAGCUGUAAUCACAUGACCUGUGCAGUGUGUGGCUGUGAAUUCUGCUGGCUUUGCAUGAAAGAAAUCUCAGACUUGCAUUACCUCAGCCCCUCUGGCUGUACAUUUUGGGGCAAGAAGCCAUGGAGUCGUAAGAAGAAAAUUCUUUGGCAGCUGGGCACUUUGAUCGGUGCUCCAGUGGGGAUUUCUCUCAUUGCUGGCAUUGCCAUCCCUGCCAUGGUCAUUGGCAUUCCUGUUUACGUUGGAAGAAAGAUUCACAGCAGGUAUGAGGGAAGGAAAACCUCCAAACACAAGAGGAAUUUGGCCAUCACAGGAGGAGUGACUUUGUCAGUCAUCGCAUCCCCAGUGAUUGCUGCUGUUAGCGUUGGUAUUGGUGUCCCCAUUAUGCUGGCAUAUGUCUAUGGGGUUGUGCCCAUUUCUCUCUGUCGUGGAGGUGGCUGUGGAGUUAGCACAGCCAAUGGAAAGGGAGUCAAAAUUGAGUUUGAUGAAGAUGAUGGUCCAAUCACAGUGGCAGAUGCCUGGCGAGCCCUCAAGAAUCCCAGCAUUGGGGAAAGCAGUAUUGAAGGCUUGACUAGUGUGUUAAGCACCAGUGGAAGCCCUACAGAUGGACUCAGUGUUGUGCAAGGCCCUUAUAGUGAAACAGCCAGUUUUGCAGCCCUCUCAGGAGGCACAUUGAGUGGUGGUAUCCUUUCCAGCGGCAAGGGAAAAUACAGCAGGUUAGAAGUCCAAGCCGAUGUCCAAAAGGAAAUUUUCCCCAAAGACACAGCCAGUCUUGGUGCAAUUAGUGACAACGCAAGCACUCGUGCUAUGGCCGGUUCCAUAAUCAGUUCCUACAACCCACAGGACAGGGAAUGCAACAAUAUGGAAAUCCAAGUGGACAUUGAAGCCAAACCAAGCCACUACCAGCUGGUGAGUGGAAGCAGCACAGAGGACUCACUCCAUGUCCAUGCACAGAUGGCAGAGAAUGAAGAAGGUAGUGGUGGUGGUGGUGGCAGUGGAGGUGGCACUGGCAGUGAAGAGGAACCUCCCUGCAGACACCAAAGCUGUGAACAGAAAGACUGCCUGGCCAGCAAAGCUUGGGACAUCAGCCUGGCCCAGCCUGAGAGCAUCCGCAGUGACCUGGAGAGCUCUGACACGCAGUCAGAUGACGUGCCAGAUAUCACCUCAGAUGAGUGUGGCUCCCCCCGCUCCCAUACUGCAGCCUGCCCCUCCACCCCUAGAGCCCAAGGUGCACCGAGCCCAAGUGCCCAUGUGACCCCCUCUGCCCCCACGGAGGGACAGACUGUCUUGAGGCCAGAAGGUGCAGAAGCCAGAGUGUGAAGUGGAAUGAGCGCUCCUGUUCUGAGAAGCACACCUGUAACUGCAUCUUUUGGAAUCUCUUUUUUUUUUUUUUUGGAGAAGGGUGGGGGGGAGAGGAUGGGAAUUUAUGUAUUUUAUUUCAAAGAUUUUCUGGUCAGGGUUCCCCAGGGAAAUUCUGAGAAAUUUGCAAUUUCUUACCAGAUAAAACAUGAAAAUUUGCCCUCAGUCUCCCUCCCCUUACCCCUUCACUUUUAGUUUUAAUUUAUUGGUCAAACUGAUGUUGGCAAUCUGUGAGGUGUGUCAAAGAAUGUACAUAUGUAUGUGUGUAUAUUGUAUGUAUGCUAACAUAUUGAUGGACACAUUUUAAUAAAGAUUUCUGUUGUAAUUCA